UUCAUAUCCGGAUACUUUGGCAGUUAUAUCAGGUCUUCGCCAUGUCUCACAAACAGAUAUACUACUCUGAUAAAUAUGACGCCGACAAAUACGAGUACAGGCAUGUCAUGCUACCCAAAGACAUUGCAAAGUGUGUACCCAAGACCCAUUUGAUGUCGGAGACAGAGUGCAGGAAUCUGGGGGUCCAGCAGAGCCAAGGAUGGGUGCAUUACAUGAUCCACCAGCCAGAGCCGCACAUCUUGCUGUUCGGCGCCCUCUUCCCAGCCAGAAGUCAUAAGGGAGAGAACAUCUGGGUCCUUGGAAGAUCAGUCCUACCUAUGUGCCACAGAAGUGCAUGUAUUCAGUAA
This is a messenger RNA of Epinephelus moara (kelp grouper), 347 nucleotides long. Its product is annotated as cyclin-dependent kinases regulatory subunit 1-like. The transcript has a single exon. The coding region runs from base 42 to 347 and encodes 101 amino acids. Gene Ontology annotation, molecular function: ubiquitin binding; protein kinase binding; cyclin-dependent protein serine/threonine kinase activator activity. Gene Ontology annotation, biological process: regulation of mitotic cell cycle. The record is from RefSeq and is a predicted model, not a curated record. Gene Ontology annotation, cellular component: cyclin-dependent protein kinase holoenzyme complex; SCF ubiquitin ligase complex. Lineage: Eukaryota; Metazoa; Chordata; Actinopteri; Perciformes; Serranidae.